GACAAGGGAGGGAAGUUUUCAGAACAAGGAUAUCUGAAAAUAGAAAGGAAAAAACUAGUGGGAAAAGGAACACAAUUAAAGGUGAAAAAGAGCAAUCUGUGCAGAAGGAAGAUGAAAUGAAGAUUAAUAUUAGAAUAACUACAGGUGCAAAAAAGGAGAUGCAAGGAGAAAACCUCACCAUUUGGAGCUUUUUUUUCCUGGAGGGUUUUUCUAGAUACCCAAAGUUAGAGAUUGUUCUCUUCGCCUUCAGUCUUGUGAUGUAUCUGAUAACCCUCUUGGGCAACAGCACUCUUAUUUUAGUCACUGUCCUAGAGUCACGCCUUCAAACCCCCAUGUACUUAUUCCUCGGAAAUCUCUCUUUCAUGGAUAUUUGUUACACGUCUGCUUCUAUUCCCACGUUGCUGGUGAACUUGCUGUCAUCCCAGAAAACCAUUGUCUUUUCUGGGUGUGCUGUACAGAUGUAUCUGUCCCUUGCCAUGGGCUCCACAGAGUGUGUGCUUCUGGCUGUGAUGGCGUAUGACCGCUACGUGGCCAUUUGCAACUCACUGAGAUACCCCGUCAUCAUGAACAGGCAGGUCUGUGUGCAGAUGGCCGCUGUCUCCUGGGUGACGGGUUGUCUGACUGCCCUGCUGGAAACCACUUGCGCCCUGCAGAUACCCCUCUGUGGGAAUCUCAUAGACCACUUCACGUGUGAAAUUCUGGCCGUGCUGAAGUUAGCUUGUGCACAUUCCUUGCUCAUGGACGUGAUCAUGCUGGUGGUCAGCGUGCUCCUCCUGCCCAUCCCAAUGCUCUUAAUUUGUAUCUCUUAUUUCUUCAUCCUUUCCACUAUCCUGAGAAUCAGCUCAGCAGAAGGAAGAAACAAAGCUUUUUCUACCUGUGGUGCCCACUUGACGGUGGUGAUCUUGUACUAUGGGGCUGCCCUCUCCAUGUACCUAAAGCCUUCUUCCUCAAGCUCCCAAGAAGUAGAUAAAAUCAUUUCACUGCUUUAUGGAGUGCUCACCCCUAUGUUGAACCCCAUAAUUUACAGUUUAAGAAACAAAGAAGUCAAAGAUGCCAUGAAAAAACUAUUGUAUCGAACACAUGAAAAUCUCUGACUGGAUGCCCGCAGUUUUAUCAGAGGGGUGUGCUCCUGGCAGAGUUCCCCAUAGAAAUUCUAGACCGUACACUCACCCACAGAACACUGAUUUGACCUUGAGCCCUAUAAUUUUACAGCUGUGAGGUAUGUGUACACAGAAGUGACUGCCCGUGGACAAUAGCAGGUCCCCGUUUGCAUUUGGCAACAUUUGCUGUCUCUUGUGUUUCACGGUUGGAGAAGUUUUAGGCUGCAGAGUCCUGACACAUUGGCUCCUGAAAGAAAUUUGGAUAAAUUUACUCAGUGAAUGUUGGUGCCAGAAAAAUUUUGGAUAUGUUCUCUGCCUUAAAUCCUUUCUAGAAGGAGGUGGGACCAUAGGGAAACAAACGAAUAAUAGAGAUUGGCCUUGAUUAUGCAAACGAGAAAAUUAAAGAAAAAUUAAAAGGCUCGCUCACCAUCACACAGUUGCAGAACUGGAACUACAACCCCAUUAUCCCUUCAUCUUUGGAAACAUGUUGGACCACAGUGUGGUGGCUCCCUAACUACCGUUCCUCAUUCAGAACUCCUGAUCAGAGCUUCUGACUUUCUGAGUAAGGCAUCCAGUACUCAUCUGCCAACCUUGAUUUGCUCACCUGCCAACCUUGCCUUUCUAACCACAUUGAUAUUUGUGUAAAUUUUAUCUGUUUCUUUGCCAGUAUACCACGCAUAUGCUAA
Messenger RNA from Prionailurus viverrinus (fishing cat), 1786 nucleotides. RefSeq names its product olfactory receptor 2K2. NCBI's taxonomy places the organism in Eukaryota, Metazoa, Chordata, Mammalia, Carnivora, Felidae. The record is from RefSeq and is a predicted model, not a curated record. Gene Ontology annotation, molecular function: olfactory receptor activity; G protein-coupled receptor activity. Gene Ontology annotation, cellular component: membrane. The transcript has 2 exons. Gene Ontology annotation, biological process: G protein-coupled receptor signaling pathway. Bases 117 to 1094 code for a protein of 325 amino acids.